AGAGAGAGAGAGACAGAGUAGAAGAAGAAGUUUAGAUGGGGAACAAUCUUUUCUUGAAAGUAAAUGAAAUUACCAUCUGUUUCUGUCCUCCUCCUUUAAAUUCGUUUUCGUUUAUGUAACCGAAUAGGUACUCCCUCUGCCGCUUGCCAUUGCUAAUAAACAGACCAAACUACCAAGAGCAAGCAAAGCGGCAAAAACCCAGAAAAGCAAAAAAGCAAAAACAGCAUAAACCCAAACACAAUUGGCCGAGUUCAGCCGAACCGGCUUCAGCUCAGCGCACAAACCCACGAACCCAAGAAGCCCACAAAAACCCACAAACCAAAGACGCAGUCUUUUAUUCACAUUCUUCUCUUCGUUUGGAUUUGUGUGCAAAAAUGGCUCUGAAUGCCUGAGCUUUAGAUACCCAGAUGCAGAAGAAGAGGUGGAUAGCAUUGACCGCACUGAGGAAGGUGCUAACGUGCGCCAUAUGCUCAAUAGCGCUAGUGGCUCUCUUCUCUGUCCACGUACCUGUCUUCCCUUCUUCAAAGGUCCCUAACUUCUCUGACCCCUUCAAGCUUCCCACGCAACAUGAUAUUAAAUACCAGAAGUUGAGCGCUGAGCAAAGCUGGACACUGGAGCUCGCCCCGCCCCAUCUGUUGAAAGCACCUCUGCCUUCUCGCAAGUUGGAUGGUUCAAGUGGGACUGUGGAAACUGACAAGCUAUGGAAGCCUCCACCAAAUCGAGAUUUUGUGCCAUGUGUAGAGCCAAGUCCCAAUUAUACAUCUCCUACAGAGUCACGUGGUUACCUGCUAGUUCAUACAAAUGGUGGGCUCAACCAGAUGCGUGCUGGGAUAUGUGACAUGGUAGCUGUAGCCCGUAUCAUAAAUGCCACUCUAGUAAUUCCAGAACUUGAUAAACGAUCAUUUUGGAAAGACUCUAGCAACUUCUCAGAUGUUUUCGAUGAAGAUCAUUUUAUCAAUGCUCUAGCUGAUGAUGUCAAAAUUAUAACAAAGCUACCUAAGGAACUGGCCACUGGUACCAGAGCGGUUAAGCAUUUUAGAAGCUGGUCUGGUAUGGAUUAUUACCAAGAGGAGAUAGCUAGCCUCUGGGAAGAAUAUGAGGUUAUUCGAGCUGCCAAAUCUGAUUCUCGCUUAGCAAAUAACAACCUACCUCUAGAUAUACAGAAGCUUCGCUGUCGUGCUUGUUAUGAAGCUCUACGCUUUGCACCUCAAAUUGAAGCAAUGGGAAAAUUGUUAGUUGAUCGGAUGAGGUCCUUUGGUUCUUAUAUUGCUCUGCAUUUACGAUUUGAGGAGGACAUGCUUGCCUUUAGUGGAUGCACACAGGAUUUAUCUCCAGCCGAAGCUGAUGAACUAAGGAUCAUUCGAGAAAACACCUCAUACUGGAAAGAAAAGGAAAUUGAUCCCAUAGAACGGAGAUCCAAAGGGUUUUGCCCCUUAACUCCAAAGGAGGUUGGGAUUUUUCUUAGCGCUCUUGGGUACCCAUCAAACACACCGAUAUAUAUUGCUGCUGGAAAGAUAUAUGGGGGCGAUUCUCAUAUGGCUGCUCUGCGAUCCCGUUAUCCAAUACUGAUGAGCAAGGAAACGUUGGCAUCCGUUGAGGAGCUUGAACCUUUUACCAAUCAUGCAUCUCAAAUGGCUGCCCUUGACUACAUUGUUUCAGUUGAAAGUGACGUAUUUAUACCUUCGUACUCCGGAAACAUGGCGAGGGCAGUUGAAGGCCAUCGUCGCUUUCUUGGACACAGGAAAACAAUAUCUCCUGACAGGAAAGCACUUGUUCGCCUGUUUGACAAACUUGAGCAUGGAACUCUGAAGGAUGGCAAAAAUUUAUCAAAUAGAGUUAUUGAAAUGCACAGGAAACGGCAAGGCUCCCCGCGGAAGAGAAAAGGUCCUAUUUCAGGAACUAGGGGCACAGAAAGGUUUCGUUCAGAAGAACCCUUUUAUGUGAACCCUUUACCAGAUUGUUUGUGUAAAAAGGAAUUGCCAAUGCAAACAACUCUCUAAUCGCCUCAGAUACUUGCAAGAUUGUUCCUUUUGAAAAAGAUUCCUGUGCCGGAAGUGUGAUGACACCAAUCAUUCUUUGAAAUUUAUUCCAACUUUACAAGCUGGUGUUACCAUUGUACGGAUAGGGACGCGGAGUAUGUAUAUCCUGAGUUUAGAUAGCUGCUGGUGGUGGUAUAUCAUAGUGUUGAAGAAGAGCAAAAUGCAAGAGUAUGCAGGUCGGGGAAUGAAUUGCCGGAGACAGGGCCUUCCAUUUAUGACCAAGGCAUGUGCUUUGCGAAGUUGGCCUGGUUUCCACUUUCUAGAAUUGGAUAAAAUGAUUCACUGGGGAUACGAAAAUAGUUUAUUGUUUGUCUCGGAAGUAACAUGCUCUCUUCAUGUAUUCAUGGUCACUAGAUGCAAUAAAAGUGAAAGAAUUCCUUUGUUAUUUC
Molecule: messenger RNA, 2428 nt
Organism: Prunus mume (Japanese apricot)
Lineage: Eukaryota; Viridiplantae; Streptophyta; Magnoliopsida; Rosales; Rosaceae
Product: O-fucosyltransferase 7-like
Cellular component (GO): cytoplasm
Source: RefSeq, a predicted model, not a curated record